Microsporum canis CBS 113480 is the source of this 1824-nucleotide messenger RNA. RefSeq names its product tyrosine-protein phosphatase CDC14. The coding region runs from base 1 to 1824 and encodes 607 amino acids. The record is from RefSeq and is a predicted model, not a curated record. Lineage: Eukaryota; Fungi; Ascomycota; Eurotiomycetes; Onygenales; Arthrodermataceae. Gene Ontology annotation, molecular function: protein serine/threonine phosphatase activity; protein tyrosine/serine/threonine phosphatase activity. The transcript has 3 exons. Gene Ontology annotation, cellular component: centrosome; mitotic spindle pole body; mitotic spindle. Gene Ontology annotation, biological process: protein dephosphorylation; regulation of exit from mitosis; microtubule cytoskeleton organization.
AUGCCAGCUUCAGCGCCCUCUGGCUUGUACGGUGCACCGAUCGAGUACAUACAAGAUCGUCUUUAUCUGGCUUCUUACCAUAGCCCUCCGUCUGAGAACACUCCAUUUCCGUUUCUCGCGGCACCGCCCAAGUCGCCUAGUAAAAGGCGUGCGGGUGCAAACACCCCCUCCCGGAAGCACCAGACGGCCAAGUCUCCGGUUUAUUUCAACAUAGAUGGAUUACUCUUGUACAAUGCCUUCCAUGCAGACUUUGGUCCUCUGCACAUUGGACACCUCUACCGGUUUGCGGUGCAUUUCCAUGAGAUUUUGGGAGACCCCGAGAACACCGAUCGACCGGUUGUUCUGUGGACCAAACCAGACCCCAGAAGCCGGGCAAACGUUGCAUGUGUUGUAGCCUGCUACAUGGUUUUGAUUCAAUCCUGGCCUCCUCACCUCGCUUUGGCUCCCAUUGCGCAGGCUGACCCUCCUUAUAUGCCAUUCAGAGAUGCUGGCUACAGUCAGGCAGACUUUGUUCUCACCAUUCAGGAUGUCGUGUAUGGUGUGUGGAAAGCCAAAGAGGAAGGGCUCUGUGGACUGAAAGAUUUUAGCUUGGAAGAAUAUGAAAAGUAUGAACGAGUAGAUAUGGGUGAUUUUAACUGGAUCACCCCGAACUUCCUUGCUUUUGCGUCGCCCCAGCAUUCUCCAACUGCCGUCAUUCCUCAGAACACGGCUGAAUUUGCUGCCUUGCCUUCCACCAUCAAUCAGGUUCAGGACAGUGACUUGCCGGUCCCUUUUAAGAAUGUCCUUACGCAUUUUUCUACAAGAAACGUUGGCCUGGUUGUACGACUUAACUCUGAGCUCUACAGCCCCUCGUACUUUACCGCACUCAACAUUAAUCAUAUUGACAUGAUAUUUGAAGAUGGAACGUGCCCACCACUUCCAUUAGUGAAGCGGUUUAUCAAGAUGGCACAUGAGAUGAUCACAAUCAAAGAGAAGGGAAUUGCUAUUCACUGCAAAGCUGGUCUGGGGCGGACUGGCUGUUUAAUAGGGGCGUAUCUCAUUUACCGAUACGGAUUCACUGCGAACGAGAUUAUCGCAUUCAUGCGCUUCAUGCGCCCAGGUAUGGUCGUUGGGCCACAGCAGCAUUGGCUUCAUCUGAACCAAGGCAGUUUCCGCGAGUGGUGGUUUGAAGAUCAACUCAAGGAGAAGCUUUCCCUACCCACUCCAACCACCCCCGGACGUGUAUCUUCGAAAAGGCUGAACGGCAGCCAGACUGCAACACCACCACAUGGAAACCAAUCCAAGAGAGCUGCACUUGGUGAAAUUGACACCAACGAGAGCGUCAACAGCUACGCGGAUGAGAACCUUCCGGCCCCAACACCAGGUCAGCCAAGAAAGUCGCAUCGCAAGGACUCGAGGCAUUACCCAUACGCCCGUACCCCAUCUGCAAGUCUAGCAGGCGCCGCCAGCUCUCCAAGACGGGGCGUUUCAAAGGGCCAAUCAAGCAACCGUGUCGACAGUGAUGAAGAAUUACAAGCCCUAGUCAACCGUGUUACUUCUCCACGUACUCCCGUUUCUAGUGCCCAGCGAUCACUCAGCCAUUCCGCAACCUUAACUCCCGAGAUAGAUAUCCAUGAAGACGCCGAGAACUGGGUUGGCGACUCAGGUUCGCCAAAACCCAAGACCCCAGCCAACCCCAAGAGUGGUAGCGGGGUUUUAGGAGUAAGCAAACAGCGGUCCAAUCCAAGGAGAACUGCAGACAACCGGACCGAGACUCGUGGUGUCCGCAAGUCAAGUGGAAGAGUUGGAAGCGCCGGCAAUAUUGCCAGGGUGAAGAACAUCUAA